UGGCAACCAUGAGCUCGCUGACGGCGGAGGACGUGUGGCGGCUGCUGAGGCUGCAGAAAGAAGAUGGUCGUCAGCUUUUAACAAAAUUGCUAAAUUGGGAUGAUUUUGAUGAAGAGAGAGAUUUAAAGCCGGGCAUUCUUCUUGACUAUCUGUAUAAUACUAUUAUAUUUACUGCCGAAAAAGGAUUUCCCUGGCCCAGUGUGGCAGUGGCAGCAGGCUUCUCGCAUGAAUUACUUUGUGAAACUAAAGGAAAAACUAUUCAGGAAGCUAUUGGAAAAUUGUGGGAUAAAUGUGAAAAAUACCAAAAUAAACUGAAUUCUAAUUACCUACAACAUUUAUCCAAUUAUUUACUUGUAACCUUCUUCAAACAUUAUCAUCUCUACCAGUUUGUACUGUGUGAAGUCAGAGAGGUUGAUCAAACCAUACAUGAGCUUGAGGUCCAUGUACCCCAAGAAGUUCCACCUCUGAAGAAUGGAAUAGAUGUUGAGCUUUGGAACUACCAGCAACAGCUGGCUAAACUCAGUGAAGCUGAAGCUCAAUUACAGAAUGAUAUGUCAGUCUUUCGUGAAGCCAGACUGCUGAAAAAUGAACAAGAAAUGAACAAGUUUUAUAUGGACCUCAGAUUUCAAAAUAAAGAAAUUAUUGAAAAAACUGAUUUAGAAGAAAUUGUUAAAGCUGCUUACGAGAUUCAGAUGGCAGCAACUUCUGAAAUACUGCAAAAACAGAUUGAAACUGCAUUUCAGAUUCUAGAUUUAAAACUUCAGAAGAUAACUACACCCUUCCUAUCAUCCAAACUUCAGCAAUCUUCAUCAAAGAAAUCUAAAGUUAGACCACCAAGUAGAAAGAAAUAGACAGUUUUAAGUAUUUCAUUUAUUAAUUUGAUUUAUUUAACAAGAAAUUAAAGUAGUCUUUAUAAAUGUAAAAAAA
Molecule: messenger RNA, 927 nt
Organism: Amblyraja radiata (thorny skate)
Lineage: Eukaryota; Metazoa; Chordata; Chondrichthyes; Rajiformes; Rajidae
Gene: c5h8orf74
Product: chromosome 5 C8orf74 homolog
Exons: 4
Coding region: 9-851 (280 amino acids)
Source: RefSeq, a predicted model, not a curated record